Molecule: messenger RNA, 961 nt
Organism: Panicum virgatum (switchgrass)
Lineage: Eukaryota; Viridiplantae; Streptophyta; Magnoliopsida; Poales; Poaceae
Product: 16.9 kDa class I heat shock protein 3-like
Exons: 1
Coding region: 294-743 (149 amino acids)
Biological process (GO): response to salt stress; response to heat; protein folding
Source: RefSeq, a predicted model, not a curated record
GUUUAUCCGUGGAGGAACUGAACUGAAUGCAGCGGCAACUCGAGAUAAACGAGAGUCAUCUAGAAGAAAAAAGAAAAGCAGAAUAAGAAGGAAGAAUAAUGCUGCGAAUCAAGCGGAAGGUGAAGCCAGAGAACUCCAGAUGGUUCACGCGCGACACGUCCGGCAUCAACCUAUAAAUAACCUGCCUCGUCCCCAACCUCCAGCCAUCGAGAAGAGCACACAGCCAGAGCAACGCAUACAACCUUCAGCAAUCCACUCGCACCCGACCGCGCUCAGUGACCCAACCGACGACGAUGUCGCUGGUGAGGCGCAGCAACGUGUUCGACCCCUUCGCCGACUUCUGGGACCCCUUCGACGUCUUCCGCUCCGUGGUGCCCGCGGCAUCGAACGACCGCGACACCGUCGCCUUCGCCGGCGCGCGCAUCGACUGGAAGGAGACCCCCGAGGCGCACGUGUUCAAGGCUGACCUCCCCGGCGUCAAGAAGGAGGAGGUCAAGGUGGAGGUGGAGGACGGCAACGUCCUGGUGAUCAGCGGCGAGCGCAGCAGGGAGAAGGAGGACAAGAAUGACAAGUGGCACCGCGUCGAGCGCAGCAGCAGCAAGUUCCUCCGCCGGUUCCGCUUGCCGGAGAACGCCAAGACGGAGGAGGUGAAGGCCGGCUUGGAGAACGGCGUGCUCACGAUCACCGUGCCCAAAGCAGAGGUCAAGAAGCCCGAGGUGAAGGCCAUCGAGAUCUCUGGCUGAGAGUUCAAUCUUUACGGUCGCGCAAGCUGCUACGUCGUGCUGUGGUCGAAGUAUGGUCGUCGUGUUCCUCAAUCCUGUGUCGGUCAUGUCGUGGUCAAUGGUGUGCUUGCCGGCUGGCCGCGUCGACCCGGGAGCGGUAUUGGUAUUUGUGUGUUUCCCAGUGGAGUCGUCUUUGGGUGUUGAAUAAAUGAAAAUAUAAAGAGUUUUUCUUGUAUGUU